GAGGCGCGAGGGAGGGAGAGAGGGGGACAGCGAAGACUGCGAGAGGUGUAGUAGGGGGUGGGUGGGGAUGGAGAGCGAGACGGCGGCGGCGCCCGCAGCGGCGAUGGGCGGCGGCGUCGCGGCCGAGCCGCUCGCGGCUGUGGCGGAGGAGGGGGAAGGGGAGGCCGAGUCGAUGGGGUCCACCCUCACCAUGGAGCGCGUCGCCGCCGCGAAGAAGUUCAUCGAGAACCACUACCGCGCGCAGACGAAGAACAUCCAGGAUCGCAAGGAGAGGCGCUUUAAAUUGGAGAGACAGCUAGCUUCUUCUCAAGUUCCCAAGGAGCAGCAAAUCAAUUUAAUAAAAGAUCUGGAGAGAAAGGAAACUGAAUACAUGCGACUUAAAAGGCACAAAAUUUGUGUGGAUGACUUCGAGCUGCUCACCAUUAUUGGGAGAGGCGCUUUUGGAGAGGUUCAACUGUGUCGAGAGAAGACGUCUGGCAACAUUUAUGCAAUGAAAAAACUAAAGAAGUCUGAUAUGGUUGUCAGGGGCCAAGUGGAGCAUGUUAGAGCUGAAAGAAACUUGCUGGCUGAAGUUGCUAGUCACUGCAUUGUGAAGCUUUACUAUUCUUUCCAAGACGCGGAGUACCUUUACCUUAUUAUGGAGUACCUCCCUGGUGGUGAUAUCAUGACCCUUCUCAUGAGAGAGGAUACCUUAACAGAACAUGUGGCUCGAUUCUACAUUGCUGAGACAAUCCUUGCUAUUGAAUCCAUUCAUAAACAUAACUACAUCCACAGAGAUAUUAAGCCUGAUAACCUGCUUCUAGACAAGAAUGGUCACAUGAAGCUGUCAGAUUUUGGGCUGUGCAAGCCAAUCGAUUGUUCAAAGCUCUCAACCUUGAAUGAAGAUGAACCGAUGGGUGAUGACAACCUGAGGGAAUCAAUGGAUGUUGAUAGUUCUUUGUUUAAUACAGCGAAUGGCAGAAGAUGGAGAAGUCAACAUGAACAGCUUCAGCACUGGCAGAUGAACAGGAGAAAAUUGGCAUUCUCAACUGUUGGGACGCCAGACUACAUUGCUCCAGAGGUUCUGCUAAAGAAGGGAUAUGGAAUGGAAUGCGAUUGGUGGUCCCUAGGUGCAAUCAUGUAUGAGAUGCUUGUUGGGUAUCCACCGUUUUAUGCUGAUGAUCCAAUAACCACAUGCCGAAAGAUUGUGCACUGGAGAAACCAUUUGAAAUUUCCUGAGGAUGCAAGGUUGUCUAAUGAAGCAAGGGAUCUCAUUUGCCGGUUACUAUGUGAUGUUGACCACAGGAUUGGCUGUGCAGGAGCAGAUCAAAUAAAGGCCCAUCCUUGGUUCCAAGGAGUUGCAUGGGAUAAACUCUAUGAAAUGGAAGCAGCAUUUAAGCCUCAAGUAAAUGAUGAACUGGAUACACAGAAUUUCAUGAAGUUUGAGGAAUUGGAAAAUGCUUCAGCCAGAACCGGUUCUGGGCCCUCAAGAAAGACAAUGCUGAAUUCCAAAGAUCUCAGCUUUGUGGGGUAUACAUACAAAAACUUUGAUGCUGUGAAAGGAGUAAAACGUUCAGAUCUGCAAAGGAAUUCAUCUUUAACAAGGCCCUCCAUUGGCUCUAUAUUCGGUCCAGCAGACAUGGAUUCGCCUAUAGAAACAAACAUAAGGGACACACAUAUGCACACGGUUUCUUCUGGUGAUCCAAUGAUUCCCUAACCUGCGGCACUGCAUGAUUUUCGACCUAAAGCAGCAUGCAAAUGCUUAAAUGAUGUGGCUUUAUUUGUACAACAUUCUCGUUUUUAGUCUGGUUUAUGCUCUGUUAAUCGUCUAUGAGCAUUUUUGUAGAAAUCCAACAAAGCUUAUAGUUUUAAAUUAACAUGAAAAGGACUUCAACAAGAAGCUCAUGGACAUGGGGGCAAGUUUUGAAGAAAUUGCACCUGACGGCUGGUUGCCUAAGUUGGCAGAGCAAAUUGUGUCCUUCCCUUGUGAUAGUUCUUAAUUCAUUAAUGUUUUAUUAUGGAAAGAAAAUAAGAUGGUGUUCUUAUGGCAGGAAUUUCCAUGUCUGAGCUCUUGUUACUGGUGGUGUUUGAUAUAUAUCAGGAUUUCUUAUUUUUGAAGUAAAAAUUCUCAUAGCAGAGCUGUUAUAACUAUGUACUAAGAAUUUUUCUUUUCCCA
Molecule: messenger RNA, 2155 nt
Organism: Phragmites australis (common reed)
Lineage: Eukaryota; Viridiplantae; Streptophyta; Magnoliopsida; Poales; Poaceae
Exons: 13
Coding region: 68-1696 (542 amino acids)
Biological process (GO): peptidyl-serine phosphorylation; intracellular signal transduction
Molecular function (GO): ATP binding; protein serine/threonine kinase activity
Source: RefSeq, a predicted model, not a curated record